UAAAAAAAAAAACGGUCUUAAGAGAGCAAAAUAGAAAUGGUUCACCCGCGAGAGCAAUAGAAUGAGAAAGAGAGAACCCUUAGUCUCAUAAUCUCAUUUCAGUUGCGGUGAUUCGGAUGAUAAGCGUCGGAGAAGAGAACUGAGGGUUGGAGGAAUCGGAGAAUUACAAGAUUAUUCGGCGCUGAGAUGAGCUUAGUCAACACUCACAGAAGCUGCGCGCCAAUUCGUUCACUCUCUCCUGCUUCAUCCUCCAUUUCCCGCUGCGCUCACACUUCCUCCUCUGAUCAUGUGACGUGUGGAACACCAACUUGGAUUGGGAAGGGAAUCACUUGCAUUUGUUUCAAGCGGAAGGGAACUUUUGAACGAAUUUGUAUCAACCUGACUCCAGUACAGGAAGAUAGGCUAAGAAGAUUAAAGCAGCGCAUGAAGGUCUACUUUGAUGGUUCAAGAAUCGACCACCAGGAGGCUUUAAGAGCUCUGUGGUAUGCAGCAUACCCUGAUCAAGAGCUUCAGGCGUUGGUAUCAGAUCAAUGGAAAGAAAUGGGAUGGCAGGGAAGAGACCCAUCAACUGAUUUUAGAGGAGCUGGAUUUAUCUCUUUGGAGAAUUUGUUGUUCUUUGCAAAGACGUUCUCAACAUCUUUCCAACGUCUAUUGAGAAAACAAGGAGGAAAGCCAGCAGUUUGGGAAUAUCCCUUUGCUGUUGCUGGUGUAAACAUCACAUUUAUGCUAAUGCAAAUGCUUGAUCUUGAUGUUUCAAAACCAAGGACCUUUAUCAGAUCAGUUUUCCUACAGAUGUUAUCAGAGAAUGAAUGGGCAUUUGACCUGCUUUACUGCGUGGCCUUCGUUGUUAUGGACAAACAAUGGCUGGAAAGAAAUGCUACCUACAUGGAGUUCAAUGAUGUGUUGAAGUCCACCAGAGCUCAGUUGGAGAAAGAACUUUUAAUGGAUGAUGUGUUACGGAUUGAAGAUAUGCCUUCUUACAACCUUCUUCUAACACUGGAUUACAGUAGUUUUCACUUCGACACUUUUGUCAUCAUGUUCGAUGAUUUGAGCCGGUUGGAAGUCUCUUCUCAACGAGGGACUUGAUAUCCUAUGAAAGGGUCUUUGGAAUAGUGAUCGAAGAUUUCUCUAGACUAGCCUGAAUGAGCAUAGAGACCGUUUUAGAAAGGAUUUAAGGACUUUUGUCAUUAUGUUCGAUCAUUUGAGCCGAUUGAAAGUCUCUUCUCAACGAGUGUUGAGAAGAACUCGCAUAUUCAAGAUUUCAGGUGAAAUUCUUGAUAAUUUGAUCCCAUGAAAGGGUAUUUUCAAACUGCUAUCGAAGAUUUCACAAUAGAUCGUUUUUAAAGAACAUGUGGAUGCAACAGAGUAGCCCAAAACGUAAAUGGGCCUGGCCCAGAUAGGUAUGAUGGGCUUUUAAUAGCCCAAAUAUACUUUAUUGAAUAAAGAGGUCGGAGAUUUGGAGUUAUAAUAUUAUAAUAUUUUUCAAAAUAUGUCACGUUUAUUCUUAAAGAAUAUUCAUUCAUAAAAGAAUAUUUAAUAUAUAAAGAAUAAAUGUGGGAUCCUCUUAAUUUUAUAAUCUUGGUUAAGUAAUUUAAAAUACUGUGGUCCUUCUGGACCGUGAAUCUCAUCUGUCGCCACGUGUCCUUCUGGAAACAUCUACUGGAAUAUGGAAUCACGGCAAAAUUACCUCUUCCCAUCCCUGUCUGCUUUCUCCAACUCCAUCAAAUCCUUAGCCAAGAAUAAGAUUCUCCUAAAACCAUGCGAUCAUGGGCCCCACCAUUGGCGUAUUCUUACCUUAACCGUUGGAUGAGCGGCCGACGAAAAAUCCAACGAACAGAACGCGGCAAAUUACGCUGACGAAUGGUGAUUGUAUAAAAUAUAAAUUCAAGCCGUUUUGAUCUUCGUUUUCUUUCCAGCGAAGGAAUAGUGGAGUAGCAAAUUUCCGGAGCACAUCACCGUAAGGCUGUUGAAUCUCUUUGUGUGUGCGGAUAAAAUUUUGUUAUCAUUUGUUUUUUCUUUUUGUCUACGCAAGCAAUUGCGGUGUUGAUCGAUCGGAAUUAACA
Cucurbita pepo subsp. pepo (vegetable marrow) is the source of this 2063-nucleotide messenger RNA. NCBI's taxonomy places the organism in Eukaryota, Viridiplantae, Streptophyta, Magnoliopsida, Cucurbitales, Cucurbitaceae. The record is from RefSeq and is a predicted model, not a curated record.